CUCAUUUUUUGUCUUGACAGGUUGGUUAGUUUGGGAUAGAAUCCACAUGUGGUUUACACUGGUCUGAUGUGUUCCAGUCUCCUGAGAUAGGGGGCGCCGUUUCUAAAAUGAGUGUCUCAAGGGAGCCAGAAACCAAAGCAGGAUCACUCAGCACUGAGAGAAAGAGGGUGCAGGUAGAAAGAGCAGGGUCACCAGUACCCAGUUGUAUGUCUAUGAAGAGUGAAUUAUCAAUGGGGAGGAUACUCAACUUCAGAGAAGAGUAUCCAGGUGAUUCAAGGGCCCAGGCAGAAAGAGCAGGGUCACCUGUACCCAGCUGUAUGUCUAUGAAGAGUGAAGCAUCAAUGGGGAAGCUGUUCAACUUCAGAGAAGAGCAUCCAAGUGAUUCAAGGAUUCAGCAGUCACUGAAGUCCAGCCCUUUCGAAGAGAAGAGUUUAGAUAAAUUAUCUUCCGCAAAAAAGUCUCUCCUGAGCACUCUGAUGAAGCUGAAGAAGGAGGAGUUGAAACUGUUUCAGAGCCAUCUGAGUCAGAAUUGCCCAGAAUGCCUUAAAAUUCUGCCUGAAGAUCCUUCUAUACUGGAUAAGUUUAUGAAGAUCAAUAUUGCUGAUUACCCAGAAUGCAUUGAGAGAGAACAGGAAGAUUCUGAGGCUGUGUACAUAGUUGAGAAGAUGCUGGAGACCUGUGGCAGUGAGAGGUCUCUGAAGAUCACACUCCACAUCCUGAGGAACAUGAAGCGGAAGGAUCUCACCGACUCACUGGAGAGAGGUGAGCAGCUCAAUGAAUCCAUAAAAAGAGCCCAGCAGGAACUGAAAACUCAUCUGAAGAAGAAGUUUGAAUGCAUAUUCGAAGGUUUAGCAAAGCAGGGCCACCCAACCCUCCUGAAUGAGAUCUAUACAGAGCUCUACAUCACAGAGGGGGGAAGUGGGGAGGUCAAUAAUGAACACGAGGUCAGACAGAUUGAGACAGCAUCCAAGAGACAAACCACACAGGAGACUGCAAUCCUCUGCAAUGACAUCUUUAAGCCUUUACCUGGACAAGAGAAACCCAUCAGAACUGUGCUUACAAAGGGCAUAGCUGGCAUUGGGAAAACUGUCUCUGUGCAGAAGUUCAUUCUGGACUGGGCAGAAGGAAAAGCCAAUCAGGACGUUGAUUUCAUCUUCACUCUUCCUUUCCGAGAUCUGAAUCUGCAGAAGAAAAGAGAAUUCAGUCUGAUGCAGCUUCUGCAGCACUACUUUCCACAGCUGAAAGAGAUCAAAAGUGUUGACGGUGAUGAAGUCAAAGUUGUAUUUAUCUUUGAUGGACUAUAUGAGUGUCGACUUCCUCUAAAUUUCCAAAGUAAUAAGUCCUGCGCCGAUAUAACAGAGUCAUCAUCAGUGGAUGUGCUGCUGACCAACCUCAUUAAGGGGAAUCUGCUUCCCUCUGCUCUCCUCUGGAUCACCUCCCGACCAGCAGCAGCCAAUCAGAUCCCUCCUGAGUGUGUCCACCGGGUGACAGAGGUACGAGGGUUCAAUGACCCGCAGAAAGAGGAGUACUUCAGGAAGAAAAUCAGAGAUGAGAACCAGGCCAGCAGAAUUGUCUCACACAUUAAGUCAUCCAGGAGCCUCUACAUCAUGUGUCACAUACCAGUCUUCUGCUGGAUUUCUGCUACUGUUCUGGAGACAAUGUUGGGUAAAACAGAGAGUGGAGAUCUGCCCAAAACUCUGACUGAAAUGUACACACACUUUCUGCUUAUUCAGACUAAGGUGAAGAAUCAGAAAUAUCAUGGCACUGAUGAGACAGACACAAAGAAGAUGUCAGCAUUAGAUACAGAAAUCAUCCUGAAACUGGGGCAGCUGGCUUUUCUACAGCUGGAAAAGGGCAAUCUGAUAUUCUAUGAAGAGGACCUGAGAGAGAGUGGCAUUGAUGUCAGUGAAGCUUCAGUGUACUCUGGGGUGUGCACAGAGAUCUUUAAAGAGGAGUGUGGGCUGUAUCAGGAGAAGGUCUACUGCUUUGUGCAUCUGAGCAUUCAGGAGUAUCUGGCUGCCUUGUUUGUAUUUCAAUCAUGUGUAAAUGAGAACAGAAAUGUACUCAGAGCAGAAGAAUCAAAACCUCACAGUGACAGAGUGCAGCUGUCUGAGUUACACAGGAGUGCAGUGGAUCAGGCCUUAGAGAGUAAGAAUGGACACCUGGACCUUUUCCUCCGAUUCCUUCUCGGCCUCUCUCUGCAAUCCAUUCAGUCUCUCUUAGGAGGACUACUGACAGAGACAGGAAGCAGAUCAGAGAGCAUUAAGAAAACAGUCCAGUACAUUAAGGACAGGAUCAGACAGGAAUCUUCAGCAGAGAGGAUCAUCAAUCUGUUCCACUGUCUCAAUGAACUGAAUGACAACUCUCUAGUGGAGGAAAUCCAGAAUUCCCUGAGAUCAGGAAAACUUUCUGAUAAAGAGCUGGAACCAGACCAAUGUUCAGCUCUGGCCUUUGUGUUACUGAUGUCGGAGGAGAUCCUGGAUGAGUUUGACUUGAAGACAUACAACACAUCAGCAGAAGGUCAUCAGAGACUGGUACCAGUAGUCAGGAACUGCAGGAAGGCCAUACUGAACAGCUGUGGCCUCACAGAGAAGUCCUGUGAUAUUGUGGCCUCAGCUCUCCAGUCAUCAGACUCACCCCUGAGAGAUCUGGACCUCAGCUACAAUGACCUGGGAGAUUCAGGAGUGGAGCUGCUCUGUCCUGGACUGAUGAGUCCAAACUGUAAACUGCAGAGACUGGGACUGAACAACUGUGAACUCACACAGAAGUGCUGUAAUACUGUGGCCUCAGCUCUCCAGUCAUCAAACUCACCCCUGAGAGAUCUGGACCUCAACUACAAUAACCUGGAAGAUUCAGGAGUGAAGCUGAUCUGUGUUGGACUGAUGAGUCCAAACUGUAAACUGCAGAGACUGGGACUGAACAGCUGUGACCUCACAGAGAAGUCCUGUGAUAUUGUGGCCUCAGCUCUCCAGUCACCAAACUCACCCCUGAGAGAUCUGGACCUCAGCUACAAUGACCUGGGAGAUUCAGGAGUGGAGCUGCUCUGUGCUGGACUGAUGAGUCCAAACUGUAAACUGCAGAGACUGGGGUGAGUAAUGCUGUGUACU
Molecule: messenger RNA, 3107 nt
Organism: Anguilla rostrata (American eel)
Lineage: Eukaryota; Metazoa; Chordata; Actinopteri; Anguilliformes; Anguillidae
Product: NACHT, LRR and PYD domains-containing protein 3-like
Exons: 9
Coding region: 108-3092 (994 amino acids)
Biological process (GO): intracellular signal transduction
Molecular function (GO): protein binding
Source: RefSeq, a predicted model, not a curated record